AUUCCACGUCGCAGUCGUGUGUCUCACAGGCGAGCUCGCUGCGUUUGAAUGCGUGUCUCCAGCUAGGCCAGAGAGUGAUGGCGGCGCCCGUCCUGAGAGUGUCCACCCCUCGGUGGGAGAGAAUAGCCCGGCUCGUCGUCUGUGUGCUGGGCAUCCUGUUGUCUCUGUAUGCCUUCCACGUGGAGAGGGAAAAGGCCCGGGACCCGAGCUAUAAGGCCGUGUGCGACGUCAGCAGCUCCAUCAGCUGUUCGAAAGUGUUCAGCUCAAGGUGGGGUCGAGGAUUUGGACUCCUGGGCUCAAUUUUUGGAAAUGACAGCGCACUGAAUCAACCCAACAGUGUCUACGGGAUCGUCUUUUAUGCCUUUCAGCUUCUUCUGGGAAUGACUGUCAGUGCAAUGGCCGCCCUCAUUCUCAUGACGACUUCCAUCUUGUCGGUGGUGGGUUCGCUCUACCUGGGCUACAUCCUCUACUUUGUCCUCAAGGACUUGUGCAUCAUCUGCAUCACCACGUAUGCGCUGAACUUCAUUCUCUUUAUUCUCAACUACAAGCGACUGGUUUACUUGAACGAGGCCUGGAAGCAGCAGCUGCAGGCCAAGCAGGACUAAGCUGUGGAGAGCGGCAAGAAAAAUACAAUAAACAAACAAACGACAACAAAAAAGAAAUGUGACCUCUGAACAUUUGACUUGCCACCAGGAGACCUUGCUUCCAAAACAAUGUUUAUUCUGCUGUGUGUUCAAAAAAAAGAAGAAAUGUAACUUAAAUGUUGGGCCUGACAUCUUAAUGUUGCGAAACACGGAAGGAUUUGUAAGUGAAAGAUUUUCUUUUAAUUUCUUUUUCCUUGUUUAACAUUGUACUCACUCAAGGAAGGGGCUGGCUGUGCGUGUGCUCGUUCCUGUGUGUGUGUGUGUGUGUGUGUGUGUGUGUGUGCGAGAGUGAGAGUGUGAGCGCGUCUGUGUUGGGAAAACCAUCCAAACGAACAGCGGAGGCAGAAUCUACAACACAGAGCAACGGAGGACGGCUCUGUUCUGAACAAAAAGGAACGCAGAACGGACGAGGAACAAGACUUUGAAAGGGUUUACUUGAAAUGUUAGAGAGGUCCUAUAACUGCACAGCGGAUCUGCACUAAAAAUAGCGCCCAAUAAGGGGGGAAAAAACACUCAUUAGGUCAUCAUACACUUUGCAGAUAAAGUUUGGUUGACGGGGGGGGGGGGGGGGUCGGGGCGAGGGA
Labrus bergylta (ballan wrasse) is the source of this 1228-nucleotide messenger RNA. It is a transcript of the gene vkorc1l1, whose product is annotated as vitamin K epoxide reductase complex, subunit 1-like 1. The record is from RefSeq and is a predicted model, not a curated record. NCBI's taxonomy places the organism in Eukaryota, Metazoa, Chordata, Actinopteri, Labriformes, Labridae. Gene Ontology annotation, biological process: vitamin K metabolic process; peptidyl-glutamic acid carboxylation. Gene Ontology annotation, molecular function: vitamin-K-epoxide reductase (warfarin-sensitive) activity.